AAUAAUAUUAAAUAUAUUUAAUAUAUUUAACACUUUCCCUCGACCUCCUUCUUCGCGGAAGGGAAGAAAUUUGCUGCACCUUCACGCUGAAAGGAAACUAAUAUGAUUCACCCUUAUUCCUCGCUGCUUUGGAUCACGGAAGGAAAGAAAUCCCAGUGUCCACUUCAUUGGAUCUAUGCACGAUCCGCUGAUUUCUUCUUCAUCGACCAAAGCUUCUUCCCAAAAACCCGUUGAUUCUACGCGUCAAAUCUUUGCCUAAGAAAAGGAAAUCUGCACCGACAAUGAAGGAAAGUCAAGAUCCGCUGAUUCUUUACGGAUUCUUCGCCUGAGUUCUAGAAAUCUACAGCAUCAAAAUCCGGCAAAUCUUUGCGUCAAUUCGAGAAUAAGGGGAGUACUAUCCAUGCAACAGUCCGGAAAAGUUUGGUUGGAACUUUUGAGAGACGAAUCAAGGAGGGUUCGGUGUACAUCUUCGCCUAUUUCGGCAUAGGCAUCAGCAGUGGUUCGCACCUCGAAACAUGAGUACAGACUUAAUUUCCAACCACCAAGUAUUGUUACCGAAUGUAUUUCCAACAAAAUUCCAGUGCAUGGACUUAGGUUGAGUACUUUUGCUGAUAUUUUGCAAGCAGACAUGAGCUACCCUUACUUAGUUGACACUAUGGGCAUCCUUACAGCUGUGGGCAAGCAAACGGAGAUAGUAAAGGAGUCCAAAAGGACAAAUAUGAUUGUGAUCAAGUUAGAAGUAGAAGGGAUGACAUUGGAUAUCACACUAUUUGGGGAAUACGUUGAGAAGUUUAAAAGCUUCUUUGAACAACAGCCAUUGGAACAUCCCAUAAUUGUCAUACAGUAUGUGGAAGUGAAACUGUUUCAGGGAAAUAAAAUAUUACAGAAUGUCAUGUACGGAACGCGUCUCCUAUUAAAUCCAGAGAUAGAACAAGUGAUUGCAUUUACACAGAGGUUUGUAUAAUCUAAUCUAUAACGACCUAUAUACAGUACGAAGACUAUCUCUAUACGUCAUUUACUAAGUCAUCGUCUUAUUAUAACUAAAACAUUUACGUGAAGGUCUCUUAGCGUAACAUCUCAACGUUAGCCCAUUAUGUUGUCGUGUGAUGACAUUUCAAAUGUGCAACAUAGUGAAUUCCUAGAUGCUAAUAGGACAAUGGUGAUAACGACACUGAAGAAUACAACUGAGGUAGUGAAUACAGUUUAUAUAAAUUGAAUUUUGAAAGCAAACUAAUGCAUAAAUUUUAUCCACACGGGAUGGUUCCUAUGUAGUGUAUGCCACUGUUGAGGCGGUUAACAGUGGUGGGGAUUGGUUUUAUUUAGCUUGCAAGUGUAAUAGAGCUGUGUGAGUGGA
Messenger RNA from Cuscuta campestris, 1354 nucleotides. The record is from the annotation of a GenBank genome assembly. NCBI's taxonomy places the organism in Eukaryota, Viridiplantae, Streptophyta, Magnoliopsida, Solanales, Convolvulaceae.